AAAUUUUCAUUUAUGAGAGAUGAGACCUCGACUGUACGCUCUAAAGAGCAUAAACUGAGUUUUGUGAAGACUCGCAUCCGCUCUUUCUCUUUUUUUUUCCUAGGGUUUGCUCAAAGUUUCAAUGGAAUCCCCAAUUAUAGGCGCCAUUUCUUUUCUGAAAUCCUGUCUCUCCCCAUCCAAGUAUGAGGAAGCAAAACAAGCUUUGAUCUACGUUGAGUCGAGUUUGAAACGCGAUGAGGCGGAAAUUACUCGGAAGCUCGACAAUGCAAUCAAGGAGUCCCACAUCCUCUCAAAGCAGCUGAAACAUUACAAGGAUGACCAUGCCGAGUCGCUACUCGCUAGCCGCUACUCUGAGCACGAACUCGAUAAGUCCAGAAACGAGUGCGCUCAAUUACAAGCUGGACUCCUUGCUGCGAGACAAGAGGUGCAGAGGCUGAAAGAUGAGGAGGUGAAAUUCGGGAAUUUAUCGACGGAGGCGAAGAUGUUGAAAAAGCAAAACAUGUAUUUGAGGGAAGAGAAUGUGGGUUUGGAGGCGGCCGUGGCGAAGAGUGAAGAAAAACUGAGGGAUUGUCGGUUGGUAUGUGAGGGUUUGAAAGGGAAAAUCAAGGAGUUGGAGGAGGAAAUGGCGGAGAAGGUAAAACAAGCAGAAAUUGACGGAGCUGAAAAUCUUAAGCUUAAGAUGAAGAAUUCUAAGUUAAAGGCAGAUUUAGAGGGUGUUAUUGAAGCUGCAACCGCCCGAUUUAGGUCGUUUGAGACACGGUUGUUGGACUUGGAGCACAAUGUAGCCAUUUUGAAUCACGACGACGCGGGUUCCGAUUCAGAUUCUCAAGUAUCUCAACUAGCUGAUGCAACUCAAGAUGUGCAAGAGCAUGGUAGUUUUGGGCUUGAGGCAAAAUGUGAAGGGCAAUCUGGUCAUGAAACAGCAACUGUCGAAGAGAAGAAAGCUACAACAUUGCCAAGCCAAAAAGCAACCAGUGCAACUUCUGUCCAGGGACAUCCUAGUGGGCCUGCAGGAACCCGUUCAGUUUCAGAAACACGCGUUGCUGAGAAGAAAUCUGCUCCUACACAAUGCGUUCCCAAACCUUCUGUUGUUGACUUGUGUAGUUCUGAUGAUGAUGACGAACUACCUUCGCCAAAGGGACUUAAAAGGAAACUACCAUCAUCUGAAUUUCCCUCGGGCAAUAGAACUCAUAGCGAGUCAGCAAGUUCUUCUAAGAAAGCCAUGGAAGCAGAAGGUCACUAACUAGGGGAGGAAAUGUUUGUUGAUUUACUCUAACGUAGUAAUGUUGAUCCCCAAGUAUUUUGCACACCUUUUGCUUGAUUAACUAACUGCAAGUAUUGUAAUUUUGUGAUGAAAUAUGCUAUUGUAGGGUUGUAGCAGAAGUAACACUAGUUCUAGUACUAAAAAUUAACAGUGUGUAUUUUAGAGACGGAUUAGUAAGGUUCGCAAUGAUAUUUUAUAUUGUACGAUUCUGUGUAAGCUUAUUUGUAAUAGGAGAAGCUUAACUUGUAGUGCUA
This is a messenger RNA of Spinacia oleracea (spinach), 1518 nucleotides long. RefSeq lists its product as uncharacterized. Bases 122 to 1243 code for a protein of 373 amino acids. The record is from RefSeq and is a predicted model, not a curated record. Lineage: Eukaryota; Viridiplantae; Streptophyta; Magnoliopsida; Caryophyllales; Amaranthaceae. The transcript has 3 exons.